Molecule: messenger RNA, 1068 nt
Organism: Symbiodinium sp. CCMP2456
Lineage: Eukaryota; Dinophyceae; Suessiales; Symbiodiniaceae
Source: the annotation of a GenBank genome assembly
AUGCGCGCUGCGCCGGCUCGGGCAGCUCCGGGCGGUCGCCGAGGCAGCGUCCCGGGAGAUCUUCUGAAUAUCGAGUCGUUGCCACUCCGGGAGGUGUUGGUAAACAUCUACGAGGCUGAGGGCCGAAAGCAGCCGAUCAUUCGCAGCCGCCUGAACCUCCGUGCUAUUCUGGCCGGCGCAUCACAUGCAGGUGUCGAAGUGUAUCGACGCGAGUACGGCUAUGCUUUCACGGAGGAGGAGGUUAGCGGCAUCUCGGAGUGUGUUCCACGCCGGCGGAAGAACUUCGUUUACCGCGUCACCCUGGAGAUGGGCCUCUGCCCCCUCACGGAAGGCCGGGUCCAAGAGCUCCUGACGGACAUGGCGCCAACCUGGCGAGGCUCAGAGUUCAAUGCGAUCCACAACAACAGCCUGGACUUUGCGGAUGCAUUCCUGCAACAGCUGGGGGUAGGACGACUUCCUCGAGAGCUUGGUGAAUCAGGUGCGUCCUCGCCCGGCUACAUCUCCAGCUGCAAUGCAAAGAUCUUCAAGCCGCUGCAGCAGACUUGCUCGAUGGAUUUCAGCCUCUCCGGGCUUUUCAGAGGAGCUGCAGAAAUGGGCUACAGUGUGGCGGCCAUGCUGGCGCAGCCCUUCAGCCAGGAGGAGGCGGAUGGCGAAGAUCCCGAGGUGCAAGCACGUUCGGCCGAUGGCCAACUUUUCUGCCAGAGUGUGGCGUGCACGGACGAUGAUGCUGGGCUUCUGGCCACUGAGCCUGCGAACUCCUCGCUGGAUGCAGAGUAUUUUGUUGGCGAUGUGGAGCCCCUGCCCGAUAGCUCGGAUACCCUGCAUGAGCUGGAGAUCACCGUCGCCCGAGGUCUCGCUCAGGAGCGACAGCUGGGCUGUCUCUUGUCCGCGCGGGGCACCGAGAAAGCUCGCGGAUCGGAGGAAAAAGCUCCCAUGGCAUCGAAGCAGCAAAGCGUCGAAGAGCCGCCGGUUCUGCACCGGAGCUGGAGACACCUUCCCUCGGUGGGCACCUGGCACACACCACGGCUCAAGGAUGCCAGGCAGCUGUUGCCUUCUGUGGGGACGUAG